UCGUGCCGCAAUAGUUUGUCGAUUCGUUGUUUCUUAACAUGUUUUUUUAUCAUUAUAGUCGUUGUAUUAGACUGUGAUUAUUCAUUAUGAAUUAGUUAUUUAAGUUGUUGAACUACAAUUUCGAUAAAAAUUUAGCUGAAUUAAUAUUGUUAUAUUGAGAUUUAAGUUAUUAUAGUGUUCAUCAAAGAUUAUUUUCAAAUAUUAAAUUAUUUUAUAAUUUCAUCUUUGUAUCAUCAGUGUAAUGUUUAUGAGUAAAUGAUUACUUUAUCUCGAUAUAUUCUUGUGUAAUUUAGGAAAUAUAUCACAAUUAUGAAUGAAGCAAUAUAACAUUAACUUUGGAUUAUUUUUCAAGUUCAAUCUACUAGCAAUUUCAGUAAUUUAAAGAAUGGCUUCACAUUACCGCAAAAGUUUGCCUUCAGCUGAUGUAGCAUUAGCAUCCGAUAUUUUUGAUAGAUUUUGUACAGCCACUACAAUGAAGACUAUACUUGGCCAUUUCCGACAUUUGUGCGAAAUAUUACGUAUCAAGCCUACCAAUUUUCCUCAAUUUUAUCCUAAAUUAAGGACUAUGUUAUGUUCGUGGAAAGCAAAAGCAUUAUGGAAUAAGUUUGAUAAGAAAGCAAGUCAUAAAUGUUAUAAUCGUGGGAAAGCAUGUAUGAACACCAGGGUAUUAAUUAUUGGGUCAGGGCCAUGUGGAUUACGUGCAGCUAUUGAAGCCCAAUUGUUAGGUGCUAAAGUUGUUGUUGUUGAAAAAAGAGAUCGCCUUUCCCGGCAUAAUGUGCUUCAUCUCUGGCCUUUUGUAAUUCAAGAUUUAAAAGGCCUUGGUGCUAAAAAAUUUUUUGGAAAAUUUUGUGCUGGAGCAAUUGAUCACAUAAGUAUAAGGCAACUUCAGUGUAUUUUAUUGAAAGUAUCUUUAAUUUUGGGUGUUGAAAUUCAUGAAGGUGUGAGCUUUGAAUCCCUUUCUCCGCCAACAGAUGAUGAUGAAAAAUUUGGUUGGAGAGCAAAUUUUAGUCCUACCAAUCAUCCAAUUUCACAAUAUGAAUUUGAUGUUCUCAUUGGAGCAGAUGGAAAAAGAAACACUUUAGAGGGUUUUAAGCGAAAAGAGUUUCGUGGUCGAUUAGCUAUUGCAAUCACAGCUAAUUUUAUUAACAAACAUACUGAAGCUGAAGCAAGAGUAGAAGAAAUAUCAGGAGUAGCUUUUAUUUUCAAUCAAAAAUUUUUUAAAGAUCUUUAUCAUGACACUGGUAUUGAUUUAGAAAAUAUUGUUUAUUAUAAAGAUGAAACUCAUUAUUUUGUUAUGACUGCCAAAAAACAUAGUUUAAUUGAUAAAGGAGUUAUUUUAAAUGAUUAUGCUGAUGUAGCAAAAUUAUUAGCAUUAGAAAAUAUAAACAAAGAAGCACUUACUGAAUAUGCUAAAGAAGCUGCAAAUUUUUCUACACAUUAUUCACUACCUCAAUUAGAGUUUGCUCUUAAUCACUAUGGUCAACCAGAUGUAGCAAUGUUUGAUUUUACAUCAAUGUAUGCUGCUGAAAAUUCUAGUCAUGUUAUGCAAAAAAAUGGACAUAAACUACUUACCACUUUAGUAGGAGAUAGUUUAUUAGAGCCAUUUUGGCCAACUGGCUCAGGUUGUGCUCGCGGUUUUCUCAGUUCAAUGGAUGCUUGUUGGGCUAUUCGUCGUUGGGGAGCUACUGAUUCUAAUCCAUUACAUGUUUUAGCUGAACGUGAAUCAAUAUAUCAUAUUCUAGGUCAAACAACACCAGAAAAUUUGCAUCGAAAUAUAGCUGGAUAUACCUUAGAUCCACAUACACGGUAUCCAAAUUUAAAUACAAAUGCAGUUGUUCCAGUACAAGUUGUUAACUUAUUUGAUUGUGAUGAUAAAACUGUCAUUGAAAAAUUUUUAAAAGCCCCAAGACAGUUUUCUAAUUCAAUUCAAGAUGUUCCGAAAAAACGAAGGAGAAAAGUUUGUUUGGCUGCGCAUGAUUCAUCAAAAAAGGAAAGUCAAGUUCAUCAAGAUACAUUACUUAUUUGGAUCAAAGCUCAACUGGCGCCUUAUGAAUCGAUACUUAUUGAAGAUUUUGCAAAGUCUUUUAAAAAUGGUCUUGCAUUAUGUGCAAUUAUACAUAGAUAUCGUCCAGAUUUAGUAGACUUCUUUUCUUUAUCUCCAAUAGACGCUGCAAAAAAUAAUCAAUUGGCAUUUGAUAUUUUGGAACAUGAGUUUGGAAUUUCACCUAUAAUGUCUGGUGAUGAAAUGGAACAAUGUGAUGUACCAGAUGUUUUAGCAUUAUUGUCUUAUUUAUCACAAGUGUAUGACACAUUUAGACGAGAAAUUCCUCAUAUUAAACAUCCAAAAUUGGAAGACAGUGAUCAUGGUUCAGUAUCACCUGCAUUAAGUCGAUUUAGAGUAGCUACUUCUAAAAAUAUGUUCCUACCGUAUUCAAAAUUAUCUGUUCAAACAAAAUCUAUACCAAUAUCAAGAAAACGAUCUGGAAUUAGUAAUAUUUUGGCUAUUGAUAAAAGUACUAUUUCAUUACAGCGACGUAACAGAAAAAGACGCACAAAUAUUAGUAAUGGUUCAUUAGUACAAAUAAAAAAAAGAUUGAAUUUAAGAAUGCAGCAAGUUUUUACAAAAGAACCAGAAUGUGAUGAAAUAUUAAAUAAUGAUAAUCAUGAAGAAUUUAAAGAACGUGCCAGAGAAUUAGAAAGAAAAUUAUUUCCCAGUCCCCGAGAUUCACGUGUGCAUAGAGAAGUAUCACCCCGUUAUAAAAUGGAAGAAGAUAUUUCAGUCAGAGCAAAAGAAAUUGAAGCUAAAUUAAAAGGAGGCCCAGCUCUUGAUAAAAAACCAAAAGAUUUAUUAAGAGCUAUUGGAAAAAUUGAUAAAACUGAUUGGAAUGUAAAAGAAAUUGAACGAAAAAUUGAAGAAAAUAAAGCUUAUGUAAAACACAAUAAAAAUGGUACUGAAAAAGUACCCAAAUGGAGCCGCCCACAAUUUGAUGAUAAACUUAGUGCUAUAAAGAAGAAGCUGUAUGUGAAAGGAUACGAAAAUGAUGAGAGCAAUAAGAAAUAUGUAGAAAUUGACAACAACUUAAAUAAAUUAAACAGAAAAAUAAAAGAUGGAAAUAUUUUAGAUCAAGGCCAAAGAGGUGCUAAUAAAGUUUCUGCUAUGGCUGCUCAUCUAGCUACUAUAAAUAAACAACCAGAAAACAUACUUCAAAAAUCUGGUACUAAAAAUUCUGUUGUAAUUUCUCAAAGAGGAAGUGAAACAUGCCAUUUUUGCAAUAAUCGUGUUUAUUUAAUGGAACGUUUAAGUGCUGAAGGCAGAUUUUUUCAUCGCGGUUGUUUCCGUUGUGAAUAUUGUUUAAUUACUUUGCGGUUAGGGAACUACAUGUUUGAUAGAGAAGGAAAAUAUAACAAUAGAUUUUACUGCUCUCAACAUUUUGGAUUGCCUGGUACUCAACAAACACGAUCUCGACGUAAAUAUGAACAAAAGACUGAACCAGAUAUGAGUAUUAAACAAGUUAUUUUGAAUAAAACUCCUGAAAAGACUAAAGCUUCAAUGGAGUCUUUAGACAGAGGGGAAACUCCUGAACGAGUAGAAUUUGAGAAUUUAGAUGUAGAAGAAGAUUUAGCUCAUAGUGAAAUGGAUGAAGAUGAAUGGACAGAUCGUAAUUUUGGUGCUUCAGCAAAUGAAAUGCUUUCCUCAGAUGAGUUAUCUGAUUUGAGUGAUAGUGAUGAAGUUCAUAACCCAAAAAUCAACAUUCAAAACAAAGAAUUAAAAGUUUUAUCAUCGGUUGCUAGUAAUGAACAUUUACCUCAUAAUAUAGUAGAAGAUGAUGGAUUAAGUUCACAAAAUGAAUCUGAUGAGUCCCAAGAUCGUUGUAGUUAUAAAGAAUUUGACAGUGAUGAUGAUGAAAGUGACACUGCAACUGAAGGUGAGGAAGAUAUAAAAGCACGUGAAAUGAGAAAAAAAGAGGUUUGUCUACGUAUUCCAGAAGUAUCAGCUGCUACUACAGAUACAGGCUCAGAAACUGAGGUAGCUACUGAUUAUUACUCUACUAGUUCAGAUGAAUCUGCAACAGAAAUUUCAACAGAUUCAGAAUUUGAACGUGAUGAUAAGACACCAACAAAACAUAAUAUUCCAAAUAUUAUAGUUAGUGAAAGUAUUCAAUCAAAAAAAGUAAUUGAAGAUAUUAAAGUUGAUCCAUUAGUACCUGAAAAUCCUAAAAUAGCAGAAAUAGUAAAUCGAGUGGCUCAUAAUCGGCCAAAUUUUGUACCAUUUGCAAGGCCAGGUUAUGAAUUAAACAGAACUCAAUCUACUGAAGGUAUAGCUACUAAACGAUCUUUGGAAUUGAAAAAAUUAUAUUUAUUAGCUGGUAAUGAUAACGGCUUAGCUGUUAAAAAAUCUGGAUCUUCAGCAACUUUAGAUACAAAAUUUAAAAGUUUUGUUGAUCAAAUAUCUGAAUACCAAAAAAAAUUGAAUCCUGCACCUACUCCUAGUCCCACAAUGCAAGCAUUUUUACAGAAUGCUAGUCCUAUCAUCAAUAAUAACGAAAAAAAGUUAAAGUAUUUGUUAAAUGAUGAUGAUGACUUUCAACAUGUUUGCUCAAAGAAUUCAGAAGAUACUACGAAAAAAAACAAUGACAAGCAAUUAAAUAACAACGAAAUAAAUAAUGUUAAAAUCGAAGACAUUGAAGUAGAAAAUGAAUUAGUAAGGCCUCAUAGUCCAGUUUAUGAAACUUCUAUAAUUGUUCCAGAAUUUUGUCAUCAAGUUAAUGAUGGUAAAAAAAUAGAAAUAAAUUUCAUGUCAACAGAAACUUCCAGUUCUUCAGAAAAUGAGGAUAAAGCUCCAGAUAUUGAUUUUUCUAAUGAAAAACCACUUAUAGAAAAUCAUAGUUUACCAAAAUUAGAAUUUCACAACUCCCGAGGUGAACUCAUUGAUGAAUUAGUUGAACCACCUUCUGCAGAAAUUGACUCCAAAAUAUCUCAUAUUUAUUCAGAAAAUGGAUUUAACAAAAUUAUCACAGUGCCCAAGUUGUCAAAUGAAGAUGAUAAUGUAAGGAAUAGUGAAGUAUUAAAGCAUGUAUCAACUACUGCUGAUCUUUGUAAGACCAAUGGAAGUGUAGCUGUAGAAACAUCUGUACUCAAUAGCAAUGAUAUUAAUAAAACUUCACGAUCUUUAUUGUGUAAAUCAACAGAUAAUGUAUCUAACAUGGACGAAGAAGAACAUACAAUUGGAGGGCAUACUGAAACCGAACUAUCCGACUGGGCAAGAGAUGAUGAUGUUGGAGUUUCAGAGGCUUGGGAUGAAUUUGUGCCAGUACCUAUUAAAUCGGUCACAUAUAGGAAACAUCAACGGCCAAAAUCCAAGAAAAAACUUAGAAAUUCACCUAAAAAAAAACCAACUGAAGACACAAAUGAGUAUGGACAUGUAUGUGGUAAAAUAGACAGUGAUAAUAUAGAGUUUAUGGAUACUGUAAGUGAUGAAAACAGUGAUGAGCAUGUGGCAGCCCUUAAUCAGACACUGUUGCAAAACACCGGAUACAUAGAAUUUGUUUGUAAUCAUGACAUAGAAGAUGAAGAUGAGCAGAAAACUCCUGUGAUUGAAACAAUGAACUCCUUUUAUAAUGAUAAUGUUUCUGUGGAUAAAGAUGACAAUGAUACAACCACAAGUGACAUGGUUACUGUAAUAAUGGACAGUGUUAAAAUAAAUCAAGAUAAAAAUGAUGAUGCUUUAACACCGAUAGUUAAUGACAAUAAUAAGACUUAUUGUAAUUAUGUGCAACGACUACAAGAGAAAAUUACUCCAUUCAACAAUAUACGAGACUCUAUUGAUAUCAAGAAAACAAAGAAGUCACCUGUUCAUUCUAUAAAUGGUGUAACUAUAACAGUAGAUCCUUCUACAGUUAUAGAAUCUGUACAAAAUCUUGUUGAAUCCAAUAAACUUAUCGAACAAAAUUCUACUACUUAUAAAUUACAACAGAUAAUAAAAGAAAGAAUGAAAGAAAAAAAUCUUGUCCAUGACAUGGUUAUGAGCAAAAUUCCUAGUAAAUCACCUAACGAAAGAAAACAAAGACGAAAUCGAACUUCUCCUUUUUCAACAGAACAUUCUGUACAUGAUUUUGAAUUUGUUAAACCACUUUCAGUUUUCCAAUGUGCUACAGAAGUUAAAGCUCGCCCUGCUUCACUUUACAUACCCACGAAAAGCCCAAAAAGUGAAAGAAAGCUUAAUGAUAAUGUUUCUAAAACAGUCCCUUGUUCAGAAGCUUUUUCAUUACCAGACAUAAGAAGAGCUUUGUUUGAAGAAAAAGAUACUAAAAUAAAUGUAGCUAAUAUAUUAAAAUCGACUGAAGAAAUACGAGAAAAUGCUCGAGCUAGAGCUAGGUUGAAGAGUGACUCAGAAUUGGGGAUAAGUCCUGAAGAUAAGAUAAAACAGCUAAAAGAAAAGUUAGAACGGCGAAGAGCAGUGAAAAGUGAAUGUGAUGGAAUAGCUAUACUAUCUAAAAGCAAAAGUUGUCAGUCACUAGAUGAACUUGAUCAAGAUCUUCCAAUGUGUGAAACACCUAAAAGAAAUAUUCAAACAAAGAUUGAUCGACCUGAAAGAAAGCGAAGUAUUACUCAAGCUGUUAUGGCAGCUAUUUUUCAAAGAAAAACUCCAUCUCCUAACAAAAACUAUUCUCCAUCUAGUCAACAAACAUCACCUUCUAAAUUUAAGUUUCUUAUAAGUGGGAAAACAAAAGAAAAAUCACAGUCAGCUGAUAAUAUCACUAUACUCAACAGAGAACAUGAAAAGAAGUUUAAUUCUAUGACAGUAAAUAAACCUGUACAACUAAAGUGUAAUAGUGAGUCUGAAAUUAGACGUCGCCUAAUAGAUUCUCUCGCUCCUCCAGUACCUCCAUUACCAGCUUGUUACAAAGUUGAUAGUCAGAAUCUGAAAGAAAAUAUUGAUGAUAAUAAAUCCAAAAAUCAUCAAUUUGAUGAAAAUAUAAAUGACAGCAUGUUUAGCAAUGAUAAUAGAUUGACAAAAACAGAAAUUAAAAUUGCUCGUGCAUCUCAGCGUAAAAGGUUAAGAAUUGCACAAGAAAUUCAAAGAAAAUUAGAAGAAUUAGAUGUAAAACUAAAAAUAUUAGAAGCUGAAGGUGUGGAGGUUGAAAAAAGGUUAAGGGGCGAAGGAGAUGAAGCAACUGAGGAUGAGCCAUCUUUAUUACACACAUAUUGUGAACUUAUGAGCGAAGUUAAUCGAUUAAGAAGAGAGGAACGUGAAUUAGGAUUACAAGCUCAAGAAUUAGAAAUAGAAGAUAACUUAGCACGUCAAGAUACCUUAAAUUCCAAUGAUAACAACUGGAGUAUUAUUUCACCAACACAUUAAUAAAACAGUAUCACAAAAUAAUAACAAAAGCUUAUUUUUGUUUAUAUUAUGAAUCAUAUAGUUGUUGAAAGAAUGACAGACCCCAUUAACAAGAAUUUAUAGCUCACUUAUUAUUUAAGAAUAUUCGUAUAACAAAUUAUAUUGUAUUUAUUUUUUUAUAAUUGUUUUUCUUCUUUAUAGACUAUAAUAUAUUAUUUUAAGUAAGCUAAUGUGUGAUAGUUUCAUUAACAAACAAGUAAAUUAUUUAAUUCUGUUAAUAGUAUUUUAAUAAUAAGAUCUUAAGCCAAAGCUAACAUUUAAUUUAAUUGUAUAACAAUAGUGUAACAAUUAUAUUUUUUUAAUUUUUUUGUAUAAUCUGUGAUAUGUUUAGAGUUUUAUAAUCGAUG
This is a messenger RNA of Daktulosphaira vitifoliae (grape phylloxera), 7746 nucleotides long. It is a transcript of the gene Mical, whose product is annotated as F-actin-monooxygenase Mical. The record is from RefSeq and is a predicted model, not a curated record. Gene Ontology annotation, molecular function: protein binding. The transcript is spliced from 29 exons. NCBI's taxonomy places the organism in Eukaryota, Metazoa, Arthropoda, Insecta, Hemiptera, Phylloxeridae. The coding region runs from base 386 to 7360 and encodes 2324 amino acids.